Messenger RNA from Dentiscutata heterogama, 5663 nucleotides. The record is from the annotation of a GenBank genome assembly. NCBI's taxonomy places the organism in Eukaryota, Fungi, Glomeromycota, Glomeromycetes, Diversisporales, Gigasporaceae.
AUGACAUCGGUCCGGUUGAGUAACAAUUCUUCAAACUUGGACGUUGCCACACUUACAAGUUUUGGUUAUAGACCUUGCGAAGAGGAUAAUGAAAAUGUAAUAUCGAAAUUAUUUCAACGUGUAAAGAGUUCUUUCGUCGUGUCUCCUGGCACCUCAAACUUAAACAACUCUACAGAUCCUCUCGAAAAUUCACCUACAAACUCUUCUCAAGAUCCUGAGUUUGAACCUUCGAGGAGUACUUCGUCGCUCUUAUUACCUGAUAAAGAUAAUAAAGGCUUUAAAACACCCGCUCCCCCUGUUGUUUCAAUAGAACCUUUCCUUGGAAGUGCACCACCAAAGCUUAUGGUAGAGUCUGUGGAAACUGUUCAAGAACACGUUAAUGAUACUAUAAAUGGUAUCAAUACUACUCCAAAUUCAGUUAAUGGUGUUAGUGACCAUCAAGACAAAUCCGAAUUGGCAUCUCAAGACACACAUUCUAUUCAUAAAGAUGUUUCGGAUACUCGAUCUGUUCAUUCUAUUCAAACUACUACUUCUACUAGUAAUAAUUCUGGUUAUUCUUUUAGUAAAGUUAUCAGAAGAUUACGUGGUGAAGGUGUAAAUAAAGGCUAUUGGAUGGCUGAUGAUACUUGUAAAGAAUGCUAUGAAUGUCAGAUUUUCUGUUCUAAAUGUGCUUCCAAUAUAAUACCUGGUGAAAAGUUUAAUUAUGAUGGUGCAAUGCGUGUUUGCAAUUUUUGUCGACAACUUAUGGAAGAUUAUGGCGAUAAUUCUGAUGCUGAACCUGAUUAUUGGACGCCUGAAAAAAAUGAUUUUCCGAAUAACGUUCUUUCAAGAUCUCAAUCUAUGUUAUCUGAAAACCACAACAUUCCAUCAAAUACAACGACUGAGUUAACUACUACUACUUCUCUUAAUGUUCACCUUUCACCACGACCUCCUUCUCCUGAUGCUCUCUCGUUGAAUGAUUUUGGUUUAAAAAGAAUUACUUCUUUAUUUAUGUCAAGAUCAAGAUCUAAUACUAUAAAUGAGGAUUCUCAUAUUGUAAGUUCACCUGCUCCUUUUCGACGUAGUCUUGUUGAAGAUUAUAAAACUACUCCAGCUGCAAAUCCGGAAGCUGUUCUUGAUCCUGAAAUUGCGCCUUUUAUGAGUGAUGAAGAAGGCGAAGAUGAUGUUCAUUAUGAUUCUUUAACAAAUCCAUCAAAUGUUUUAAAUUUUGUUACCAGUUUCUUACAUGGGGGUGUAAAUAAUGAUUCUGCUACACCAACUCCUGCUGUUUCUGAAUAUGCUGGUAGUGAUGAUGAAGUUAGUGAAUAUGGUUCAAGAUCUUUACGAUCUAUGCAAAGAGGUCAACGUGCUGAUGAAAUAAGAAGUCAUUUCGCUAGAGAUAAAAGUCUUUCACGAAGACGUAGUAUUACCAAUAACCGUGCUGCAAGAAUGAGCAAAAGAAGUGGUUUACUCAGACAAAUUACUCCAAAUAAUGUACCUAUGGAAAUGUCUUGUUCAAUAGAAUCUAGACCUUCAUCUCCAUUUAGUAUGAGACAUUCUCGAACUACUUCUAUGCAGACUAAGACAGAAAUAAGUUCAGUUUCCCUUCAACAUAUGAGGCAAUUACUACGUCAAUUUUUAAAAGAAUCUGAAAUAGAUUUAUCUGAAGGUUGGGAAGAUGUAAUAAUGGAAUUAAUGACAAAAGUUGCUGAUAAUUUAAAUCCAAAUGUUCGUAAUGGUGAUGAGAUUGAUAUUCGACAUUAUGUAAAAAUUAAAAGAAUUCCUGGUGGUACACCUCAAGAUUCUGAAUAUAUUCAUGGUGUUGUAUGUUCAAAAAAUCUAGCUCAUAAACAAAUGCCGAGAACAAUUCAAAAUCCUCGAGUUCUUAUUUUAACUUUUGCUUUGGAAUAUCAUCGCGUAGAGAAUCAAUUAAUGUCUUUGGAUCCAGUAAUUGCUCAAGAAGAGGAGCAUUUACGUCUCUUAGUCAAUCGAAUUGCUGCAUUACGUCCUCAUUUAGUUUUAGUUGAAAAAACUGUUGCUCGUAAGGCUUUGCAAAUGUUAUUAGAAAAAAAUAUUGCAGUCGCAUUGAAUGUUAAACCUUCUGUUAUUGAAGCUGUCGCUCGUUGUGCACGAGCUGAUAUUCUUCAAUCUAUUGAUAAGCUUGCUUUAGAACCAAAAUUGGGAAAUUGUGGAACAUUUUUGGUCAAAACUUUUGAUCAUCAACUUAUUCCAGGACGACGAAAGACAUAUUUAUUCUUUGAAAAAUGCCCUAAAGAUUUAGGUUGUACUAUUGCUUUACGAGGAGGAAAUAUAGAAACUCUUGAAAAAGUAAAACGUAUUGCUGAUCUCAUGGUAUUCGUGGUUUAUAAUUUAAAAUUAGAGACUGCUUUAAUAAUAGAUCAAUUUGCAAGAACGCCUGAUUUUGUUGAACAAGUUAAUUUUAGUAAUGAAGAUUAUUUUUCUCCUAAAUGUGAUGAAUUGGAUCCCUUAAAAAUAUAUGAAACGACUAUACUUUCAGUGUCUCCAUUUAUUAAAUUUCCACCACCUUAUUUAUUGACAAGAAUGAAACAAGCUGAAAAAAAGCUUGGAGAUUUGAUACAGAAACGUAAUUGGCAUUCAGCUAAAGACAAUGAUAAGCCACAUUCGGCAUCUUCUGCUUCUGUCAGUCUUUCAGGCAUUUUACGUACCCCUGAGCAAGUUAUAGCUGAAGCAGAAUUCGCUGAUGCUGCUCAGGAUCAUAUGUUUCAAGUGCGCGCUUGGGAAUCCUAUGAAUAUAAUAACGUUGUUAGUCCAUAUGCACAUCAAAAUAUAUCAGUAUUAUUUUCUAAAGUUUGCACUGUAAAUUCAACACCAUGUGGUGAUCCCGAGAUUUUAGUUAUGGAAUAUUAUCGUGAAUCUGAUCGUACACUUGGGCAAUAUUUAGAAGAAAUGAGUUCAAGAUCCGCUUAUUUAUGCGGUACAUGUGACCGCCCACUAUUAAUGCAUUAUCACAGUUUUUGUCAUGGAAAUUCAAGAAUCACUGUAUAUAUCGACGAAAAUGUAGGGCACCCUCACUUGAAUGUGGAUCAAAUUUUCAUGUCUACUCAUUGUAAAAUAUGUAAUACUGAAACAUCACCAACAUUGAUGAGUGAAGAUACAUGGAAGUAUUCAUUUGGAAAAUAUUUAGAACUUUCUUUUUAUCAAACAGAAGUCAAAGGCCGUCUAGAAAAAUGUUCCCAUAAUGUUUUUCGUGAUCAUGAUUUAUAUUUCCAUCUUAAUAAACAUACGAUUAGAUUUCAACAUGAACCAAUUGAACUUUUAGAAGUAUAUGCACCACCUAUGAAUCUUUAUACAAAACCUGAAGUUCACAUUCGUCUUAAAAAUCAUGAUUUAGAUUCAAUUCGACAUAAAAUUUCUAAAUAUUGGGAUUCAGUAGCUGAUAGAAUAAAAAAUUUCAAUUUUGAGAUUGUUCAACCUGAUAAGGUUGAAAUGUGUAAACAAGAAUUAUUAGAAAUGUCUCGGAGAGUUGUGACAGAAAAGAAAUUUAUGCUUCAAAAACUUCAACAAACUUAUGUUAAUAGUCCACCUGAAGAUACCUUAGCAUUAAAUAAUGUAUUAUGCGUUCUUCAAGAUAAAGUUGCAGCUUGGGAUAAAGAUUUUAAUGAUAUUGCUCGACAGUAUUUCCGAUUAACUGCGAAACAGCUAAGGAGAUUUUUUGUUGAUAAUCAUGAAGCGAUUACUUUACGUGGUUAUUCGAAUUCAUUUUUCGAUGAAUUACCACUAAUAAGUAUGGAUCUCGACACUAUAUUAGACUCUUCUAAGUCCGAUGAUAAUAUUGGACCUACAAUUAUUCCAAAGUUAGGAAGUUCACCUACAGUGGAACUUAUUUUAAGUGGACUUAAAGAAUCAGAUUUCUUCCCUGAAGGAGAAAUUGAAAGUCUUGAAAAUGACAUAGAAAAAGUCGCCUCACAAUUAUAUUUAUUUCCGUCCAUGGAUCCAAAGGUUGCUAGGCGUUUAUCAAUGAAAUGGAUGCAAGAAAAUAAAUCAUGGCAAAGGCAAUUGGUAGGCCGUACAGCAUCUGAAUCAAUUUUUCCAGCUAUUAGCGACAAACAAGAGGAAUGUGAUUUUACUCAACCAACUGAAAUACCUCGUAUAGUACCAACUACUGUUAAACAAAGACACAAUACUUCACCUUCCUUACUUAUAUCUUCAGAUUCGCAUAAUUCGACUGGACGUAGUAGUAACAGGCAUAGCCGUAUAUUAUUAUCACAAUCAGUAUUAGAAAAAGAUAAAGAAACUAAUGUACAAGAAUAUCCGUCAACUAAAAGGGUACAAGUUCAUUCCAAGAGAAAUCAAAGUGCAACAUCCGGAAUUCCUCGUCAAAAUUCAAAAUAUAGCAGAGCAUCGGCGCUUAAACACACACCAUCUGAUAGUUUUGGACUUUCUGCCAUAAGAUCUCAUGAAAAUAAAAAAAGUAAAUUAGCUGGACUUUAUAAACUAAAACAUGCAUUUGAUGAACUAUUGGGAAAUGAAGAAUUUCCUCUAUUACCAGGCCGCGAACCGUCGGAUGAGUCAUAUAUACAUCAUCCUGCAUUGACAUUUUUAGGAAAUGAUUUCAAUGAACCAACUACACCUGUAUCGGAGUCAUUUUCAGGAGCUGAUAGAACUCCGACGGAACAUGUGUUCCCUGAAUCUUCGAUUAUCGUUAGAGAAGAUGAACCAGGGUCAAUAAUAGCCUUUGCUUUGAGUUCAAAAGAAUAUUUGGAUAAAUUGAAGACCAUGCAACAAACUAAUCAAAACAACAAUGACAUAUUAGAUGAUCGAUUUAGUUCUAAAUCUUCUAAUUUUGUUGCUGAUGGAGACGAAAACAAUGAUGUAGAAGAUUUUCUACUAUCGCACAUGAAAUAUCAAUUUUCCCAUAAUUCUACAACUUUCGUCUGUAAAAUUUAUUGUGCUGAUCAAUUUGAUUCGCUUAGGCGUAAAUGCGGUUGUGAGAGUACUUACAUACAGUCACUUUCACGAUGUGUAAAAUGGGAUUCGAGUGGAGGCAAAUCUGGUUCCGCUUUUCUUAAAACACGAGAUGAUCGUCUGGUCAUGAAACAAAUUUCUCGCAAUGAAGUGGAUGCGUUCCUAAAAUUCGCUCCAAAAUAUUUUGAAUAUAUGGCUAAGGCCUUAAUUGAUCUUCCCACUGUAUUGACCAAAAUUUUUGGUUUUUAUCGCGUUUCAUACAAAAAUGAGCAAACUGGAAAAAAUUUAAAUAUCACUUUUAUUGUAAUGGAAAACCUUUUCUAUGAGCGUAAAGUGUCAAAAAUAUUUGAUCUAAAAGGGUCCAUGCGAAAUCGUCAUGUUCAGAGUACUGGGAAGGAAAAUGAGGUUUUAUUAGAUGAAAACUUACUAGAACUAAUUAUGACCGAAAAUCCAAUAUAUCUUCGAGAACAUUCAAAAAAACUUUUGUAUGAAUCCUUGUUCAAUGAUACACUAUUCCUGGCGAAGCAUAAUGUAAUGGACUAUUCUCUCUUAGUUGGAAUCGAUGAAGAAAACCAUGAAUUAGUUGUAGGAAUACUUGAUUUCAUACGGACAUUUACAUGGGACAAGAAACUUGAGAGUUGGGUUAAAGAAUCUGGAUUCUUAGGUGGUGGUGGGAAAGAGCCAACCAUUGUUACCCCUCGUCAAUAUAAAAAUAGGUUCAGAGAGGCUAUGAAUAG